Messenger RNA from Histoplasma capsulatum G186AR, 384 nucleotides. RefSeq lists its product as uncharacterized. The record is from RefSeq and is a predicted model, not a curated record. NCBI's taxonomy places the organism in Eukaryota, Fungi, Ascomycota, Eurotiomycetes, Onygenales, Ajellomycetaceae. The transcript has a single exon. Bases 1 to 384 code for a protein of 127 amino acids.
AUGGCCCCCCAAGACAGUCUGCAGGGCCUGGAGGUCCACGGUGCCUUCAGCGACACUGAUGGCGUGAUCACCACAACCAUGAACGACCUCCCGGGCUACCGCGUGACUCGGGUCCUGGGCGCCGUCUACGGACUCACCGUGCAAUCGCGCAACCUGGCCGCAGGACUGGGCAUGGUGCUCAAAUCCAUCGGUGGUGGGGAAUUGGGCAUGUUCACCACAAUGCUGUAUCGCGCGCGCAACGAGGCCGUGUCGCGCAUGGUGGGCGAGUGUUUGCAGAAGGGGGGGAAUGCGAUUAUCGCGCUCCGAUUUGAUACGAGCGAUCUGGGCGGGUUUGCGCAGGUGUGUUCGUAUGGGACGGCGGUUGUUGUUGAGAGGGUUGAGUAG